CUCAGCAUUAGGAAAAACAGUACUUUUUCUGCAUACCUGUGUGGAUUUGAGACACCAGUAAGGAUGCAACCGUGCUGUGAAUCUGUAAAUGGCUCUUGCAUAAGGAGCAGCUGGUCAAACAGUACCCGUGUUUCCAUGUAUAUCUUCAUGGUUUGCAUUAUUCUAGCCACAGUGGUUGGAAAUUUGACAGUUAUCGUCUCAAUAUCACAUUUCAAGCAGCUCCAUACGCCUACUAAUUUCCUGAUACUUUCAAUGGCUACAGUAGACUUCCUGCUGGGAUUCUUCAUCAUGCCUUGCAGUAUGGUGCGCUCCGUUGAGAACUGCUGGUAUUUUGGGGAGCUCUUCUGCAAGAUCCACACGAGCAUGGACAUUAUGCUGAGCACAGCUUCUAUUUUCCACCUUUCCUUCAUAUCCAUUGACCGUUACUAUGCUGUGUGUGAUCCUUUAAGAUACAAAUCCAAGAUAAAUACUUUUGUUAUUGUGGUCAUGGUGUUCAUAAGUUGGACAGUCCCUGCUGCUUUUGCUUUUGGGAUGAUCUUUCUAGACCUGAACUUGAGAGGGGCAGAAAAGAUUUAUAAUCAUGUCCAUUGUGCAGGAGGAUGCCUUCUCAUUUUUGGUGAAACUUCAGGUAUUGUGGCCUCCGUAGUAUCUUUUUACAUCCCUGGAUUUGUUAUGCUGUACAUCUAUAGGAAAAUAUACUCUGUAGCCAAGAAGCAGGCAAGAUCCAUUGAUGCAAUUAGCAAAAAAAAGGUGCAAUUUGAAAUGAAGAAUCACAUUUCAUUCUGCAAAGAAGGGAAAGCUGCUAAGACAUUAGGCAUAAUAAUGGGAGUGUUUCUCAUCUGCUGGACUCCAUUCUUCUUCUUUACAGCUACCAAUCCAUUUAUGAAUUAUGUGAUACCUCCUAUUCUCAUUGAUGCUCUGGUUUGGUUUGGCUAUUUAAAUUCUACAUUUAACCCAAUUGUUUAUGCAUUUUUUUACAUGUGGUUUCGCAGGGCACUAAAAAUUAUUCUGUUUGGAAAAAUUUUUCAACAGGACUCUUCCAGGUCUCAUUUGUUUUUAGAUUAA
Messenger RNA from Lepidothrix coronata (blue-crowned manakin), 1065 nucleotides. RefSeq names its product trace amine-associated receptor 1-like. NCBI's taxonomy places the organism in Eukaryota, Metazoa, Chordata, Aves, Passeriformes, Pipridae. Gene Ontology annotation, biological process: adenylate cyclase-activating adrenergic receptor signaling pathway. The coding region runs from base 64 to 1065 and encodes 333 amino acids. Gene Ontology annotation, molecular function: trace-amine receptor activity. Gene Ontology annotation, cellular component: membrane. The transcript has a single exon. The record is from RefSeq and is a predicted model, not a curated record.